UAACGUUGAAUGGCUCAUUGAUCAAGUUCAACCAGCCACAAUUUCACAGACAAAAACAAAUCCGCAAUGUCUGAAGUAAAAAGAACCAUAAGAAUAACCACAGAACAACAUAUCCUAAAGGAUGUGCCUCCAGUGGAAAAUUACCCUAUGAGAAAAUGGAAUAUCCAGAUCUCCAUGUUGGACCAAAGCGGUCAGGAAAUAGCCGCAAAUAUAUUAGACAAGGUUACCUACACGUUGCACCCUACUUUCACUAACCCUAUAAGAACAACCAAACAACUGCCCUUUCUAGUGGAAGAACAAGGUUGGGGUGAAUUUGACAUCCCCAUCUCGAUUCACAUUCUCGGUUUGAAUGGAAAGACUGGUGAAAGAAAGUUCAACCAUGAUCUCAACUUCUUACAAGAGAAAUACGUCAACGAUCAUGUAGUCACCAUCCCCGUGAGCAGCACAAAGAAUCAAGUGUUAAACAAGUUGUUGUUGGAAAGUGGCCCAUUGCCCUUUGACGACAAUGUCAACAAACGUAAAUUGGAGACCGGUAAUGGCGCUGCUGAUGCCAACAAGUUCAAGAAGCUGAAGGGCACUAACGGUGCUGCUGUUAAGGGUAGCAUUGAUUUGGAAAAGUUGGCCAAUGGUUUAACUAAGUUAAGUGAGGAUGAUUUGAUUGUCAUAGUGCAGAUGGUUACAGACAACAGAACCAGUGAGAUGAAUAUCAAAAACGACGUCGACAACGGCGAGUUCACUAUGGAUUUGUACACGUUGCCCGAAUCGUUGUUGAAGAGUUUGUGGGAUUACGUCAAGAAGCACACUGGUGAGGCGUAAACAUAAAAACUAUGAACCUGUUAAACAUCACCCUCCAUCCAGAACCAGUUCAAUGCCCUUUCUCACAUCUCAUUUCAUUCUUUCUAUUGUAACAUAUUAUUGUGGUGUAGUCUGCCUAUAGUCUACUAGUAUAAGAGGUCCAGUUUAGUGUAGCUGUUCCAUUAGGAGUUUAGUCUAGUAACGGCUUUACUUAACUAAUCUUAUUAAUUGUGCUAUUCUUGAUACCUAGUCUGAUCUUGUGGUUAUAACUCUUCUGGUUAUACUAUCUUGAUAUAUACUAGCUUUGGAUAGUUAUAGCUAUAGUCUAUCUUGUACUAUAGCAGACUCUGGUACUGGUUGAGGUGUCUACGUUUAUCUCUAUAUAUCUGUAUAACAAAAUUCUUGCAAUGUAUCGAUAUAAUUU
Messenger RNA from Scheffersomyces stipitis CBS 6054, 1219 nucleotides. RefSeq names its product TATA-binding protein-associated factor (gene TAF14). NCBI's taxonomy places the organism in Eukaryota, Fungi, Ascomycota, Pichiomycetes, Serinales, Debaryomycetaceae. Gene Ontology annotation, molecular function: histone binding. The record is from RefSeq and is a predicted model, not a curated record. Bases 67 to 816 code for a protein of 249 amino acids. The transcript is spliced from 2 exons. Gene Ontology annotation, biological process: chromatin remodeling; regulation of transcription by RNA polymerase II. Gene Ontology annotation, cellular component: NuA4 histone acetyltransferase complex; Swr1 complex.